UAGAAAGUCAGGGGAUAAUAGAAAAAACGGAGCCUUCUGGUUGGGACUUAAAUAAGGUGAUUAAACGCAAGCACUGUCUUAUACCUACUAUGGAUGAAAUUAGUAACAAAUUAAAAAACAAACAGUACUUUACCGUACUUGACCUUAAAGAUGGAUUUUAUUAUGUGGAAUUAGAGGAUGAGUCGAGUGACUUGUGUUCAUUUAGUACGCCGUUUGGGCAUUACAAAUUUAAAAGGCUACCGUUUGGUCUGAGUUUGGCACCGGAGUACUUUCAAAAUAUAAAUCAAAAUAUAUUUAGUGAUAUUGAGGGAGUCAUUGUCUACUUUGAUGACUUACUAAUAGCUGCUGACAGUUCAGAGACUCAUGAUAAAAUUCUGGGCGAAGUAAUAAAAAGGGCCAGGGACAAUAAUGUAAAGUUUAACAAGAACAAGGUUCAGUUUAGGGUUAACGAAGUUAAAUACUUGGGUUUGUUGUUCUCAAAUAAGGGAAUUUCGAUUGACGAAGAGCGUGGAAGGGCAACUAAAUUAAUAGAGGCGCCCAAGAAUAAAAAAGACCUCCAAAGAAUUCUGGGUAUGUUGAAUUUCUUUAGAGGUUUUGUCCCAAAUUUUGCACAAGCCACAGCUCAGCUUCGGAAAUUACUGAAAAAUGACAUUGAAUUUGUUUGGACUGGAGGUCAUGAAAAUUGUUUGAAUAAUGUAAAAAAUUUGCUGUGACGCUCCGGUUAUGAGAAAUUUUGAUGAAACACUUGAAAUUACAAUUCACUCUGAUGCGAGUAAGGACGGGUUGGGGUGUUGCUUGCUUCAGCAGGGUAAACCAGUCAGUUUUGCAUCGAGAUCACUAACUGAGUCAGAAAAGAAUUACGCACAGAUUGAAAAGGAGUUCCUUGCGAUUGCUUUUGCAUUUAAAAAAUUUCAUCUUUUUGUUUAUGGUAGAACUGUAACUGUGUUAACAGGUCACAAGCCGCUGGUAGCAAUAAUAACUAAAAGUAUUUUAAGUGUUGCAUUACCCAGACUACAACGUCUAAAAAUCAAACUUCUUAAAUAUGAUAUUAAAGUACAAUAUUUACCGGGAAAAUUUAUGUUUGUGGCGGAUACUCUGUCGAGAGCCUUUUUGAAAGAUAGUGUAUGUAGAUGAUGAUCCAGACAUGUUAGAAGUUAUUCAUACUAUUAGUGUAAAGAAUUACAUAAAUAUGACAGAGAAAAAACAAAUGUUUACGAAUGAAACAAAUGCUGAUCAAAUUCUUGCCACAGUAAAAAAGUAUUACAUGGAUGGUUAGCCUAUGAAAAAAUUUCAGGGUCAUAUGAAUACAUUCUUUAAUAUCAGACACGAAUUGCAUUUAGUUGAGAACUUGCUAUUUUAUAAGGAGAGGGUAGUUGUGCCUACUAGAUUACGCAAUGAUAUCUUAAAUGUGCUACAUGAAGAUCACUGUUUCAUAGUCAAGAUGAAAUCUAAGUCAAAAAGUUCAGUAUACUGGCCGGGACUAAAUAGCGAUAUUGAACAUUAUGUCAGAAAAUGUCAUAUCUGUGGAAGGUAUAGGCCUGCAAACAUCAAAGAGCCGUUAAUUAAUCAUAAAAUUCCAAACAAACCGUUUGUUAAAUUGGCAGCAGACAUUUGCAGUUAUGGCGCGAAAGAUUAUUUGGUAAUUAUUGAUUAUUUCUCAAAAUGGUUGGAAAUCCUACCAAUACACAGCAAAACAGCCACUGAGCUAAUAGAUAAAUUUAAAGUAGUAUUUGCCACGCACGUAAUCCCUUUGGAACUAAUAGCUGACAAUAUACCUUUUGGUUCGUAUAAGUUUAGAAAGUUUUUGGAAGAGUGGGGCUUUAAAGUAAAGACAAGUAGUCCUCGAUAUCCUAGGUCAAAUGGUCAAGCUGAAAGUGCGGUCAAAAUUGCGAAAUCGAUUUUAAAAAAGGGUUGUGAUUUACAAUUAACUUUGUUAAAUUAUCGCAAUACAGCUAUAAUAGGAAUUGGUUUAACACCUGCUCUGAUUUUGACCAAUUUAAAGCCGUCCUUGAAUGAACCCAGACAACAAAUAAAUGUAAUACCAGAUAGUGAUACAGAAUUAACUGAUUGCGACUCAAUACCAAAUUGUAACCUAAAUGAUAAGACUGAUGUAGACCCGAAUACCAGUUUAAGGAGAAGUGUAAGACAUCCGAAACUUCCAGCAAAAUUUAAAGACUUUGUAAUGACUUAAGGGUGUCGUAAUUAUUAUAAGUAGAGACAAAACAGUGAUUAUCUUAAAUAGGAUUGUAAGAAACUUAAAAGCUUUACCACGCAUUACAUAACUUAAAUAUCUACAAUAACGGUUCACAACUGCAUAAAAGUUCUAAGGACGUUUCAUGCAAUCUUUCACUUCACAUAUCGGAGCCUUUAUACAUAUAGCCUUUGAACAGGUUGACUUAUUGCAAAAUCCCAAAAAGGACUUACAAACUAUACUGAUAUUCAAAAUAAAUACCUUCAAAAUAAUGAUGGACAUUUGGCAUUUGAGUAGGCAGCUACACGUAAUUAUGUUAUACUCCGUAUCAACAAAUAUUCAAGUUGUUUGGGAAACAAACACCUAGAACUUUUAAUAUCGCCAUCUUUAUCAACUCAUAUCGUGGUUACCACACUAUUACUGUAAGAUAACAAACACCACGAUUGGUGGUGCCACAAUUUAUCAUCCAAAACACCUAUACAGGUUGGGUAAUUUCAUUUCGUACAAAAAUCUUUUUUUAUGUUUAGCCACUGUUUUGUUGUUGCUGAUUGCAUCAGAAAAGAGUGGAGAUUAAAAUUUCCACAUAAACUUUAUAAACAAUGCUACAAACUCUUAACUCCCCUCACUGUAGGUAACUAACCAAUGAAUCACAUGUCCCAAAAACAUUAAAAAGACAUUAAUUACUACGCCUUUUUCAGUUGAAGAUUGUAAAAAAAAUGCAAUAAUUUAAAAGACUGCUACAGAAAGGCAAAAGCUAAAAAGCGUAGUAAGAAAUGAAAUGCGUUUUCUUAUUCAAAAUCUGAAGGAAAGGCCUCAAAAUCAACCAUAGAUGUACCGAGUAAUGAUGCAAUUACUGACCCAAAUGAUAAUUUUUAAGGGGAAGUUGAUGUAUGUUCUGUCGGUAUUCCAGAUGCAUUUGACGACACACAGUUUUGUCACCUCGCUCAGAGAUACUAUUAACACCUCUAUUUGAAGAGUUGUUAAGAAAGCCCCUUUUAAAUACCGAAUUAAAAUCUGAAAAAGCGCAGAAAUAUUACAGAUUUUCUUAGAAAACAAGGAAAAACCUAAAAAGUGGAUUUAAAAGCAAUGAAAAAAUUAUAUUUCGAUACCAAUCCGGCUAAUACAAAAUCAACAAACUAACUAUUUCGUAACAACAGAUGCCGACAAAUUUGUAAAAUAAAAUUUAACAAAGACAUUCUUGCUGCAAAGUUAUCAAUUUUUCCUCUACCCUAAUAGCUGUCCAAAACGUCAUAAUAUAUCUUUUUUCGAAAUGUCCAACAUUUUCAACAAAUCAUAGAAUUUCUUUUAAUUUAAAAAUUUUAAUUCCUUCUAAUAGGUCUGGAACACACCAAAACUUAAUCUAGUUUAGUUUAGUUAGUCCGUAUAAAUUAUUCCACGAAAUUCCGCGCUAAUGAAAUUCAGAAAUUCCGUUCCGAUCUGUUCCAUUGCAUUCCAAUUCAUUCCGUUCCUGAAAACUGUUGCUUAUUAAAAAUGUAAAAUCUAAGUGAAUUUCACAGGUCAUUGCUUUUGGCGAUCUUCGGCAUAUUUAUGGCUAAAUGCCACAUGUAUUAAUGAUUUCUUUACGAAUUAGAUCAAAUUGUAAAUUUUUCUUUCCCUUUUCCAAAAAUUGCAAGAAUCAUAAAAUGCAGUAAAAUAAGUAAAUGAAAUGUAUUUACUUAAAUGAGACGCCCACGACAUUUGGGAGUAACGAUCUCUUUGUCGAUAUUGGUGACAUUGAGAGCACAAUUGCAAACCGUUCUGAAACAAAGAGGCUGUCUUUUACACCAGUGAUAAAACCACGAAGAGGUGAUAGAAGGAAGCAGAUUAAAGUUCGAUCAAUUGUACAUCUUAGGCCGGAUUAUAUAAGAUAAACUACCCCUAUUAAUUAAAAUAAUUGAUAUUAUUUCUCGUUGGAUACUAUUGU
Onthophagus taurus is the source of this 4115-nucleotide messenger RNA. NCBI's taxonomy places the organism in Eukaryota, Metazoa, Arthropoda, Insecta, Coleoptera, Scarabaeidae. The record is from RefSeq and is a predicted model, not a curated record.